Molecule: messenger RNA, 1703 nt
Organism: Aegilops tauschii subsp. strangulata
Lineage: Eukaryota; Viridiplantae; Streptophyta; Magnoliopsida; Poales; Poaceae
Product: 9-beta-pimara-7,15-diene oxidase
Molecular function (GO): iron ion binding; heme binding; monooxygenase activity
Source: RefSeq, a predicted model, not a curated record
AUGGAGCUAAUCGGAGCCACCCUCUGCUUCUGCUUUGUUUCUCUCAUCACAGUGUCCGUGAUUCUAGUUUCCUUGCUUAGCCGCAAACUAGUACCAAGUUCCGACAAGCGGCGGCCUCCUGGCCCAUGGAGUCUGCCCUUGAUCGGAAACCUGCACCAAAUCCUAACCACCAAGCUGCCCGUCGUCCUCCGGGACCUGGCAAAGAAGCAUGGGCCGGUCAUGUACCUUCGGCUGGGCCAGAUCGACACCGUGGUGAUCUCCUCGCCGGCGGCCGCGCAGGAAGUGCUGCGUGACAAAGAUCUUACAUUCACGUCGCGGCCAAGCAUUCUGCUCUCCGAGGUCACCCUCUAUGGAAACCUCGACAUCGGCUUCGCGCCAUACGGCUCAUACUGGCGGACGCUCCGCAAGAUCUGCACGGUGGAGCUCCUAAGCGAGCGGAAGGUGAGGCAGUUUUCGCCGGUAAGGGACAGCGAGACCAUGUGCCUUGUUAGGAACGUGGGCGACGCCAGCAGAGGUGGCAAGCCGUUCAAUAUCAGCAGGCUGCUCGUGUCGUGCUCAAAUUCGAUAACCGGGAGGACGGUGUUCGGGGAGAUGUGCAGCCCCGAGCUCCAAAAGGAGUUUAUGUCCGCGUUGGACAAGGCGCGGAACCUUGCCGCGGGGCUCUGCAUCGGGGACCUCUUCCCGUCGCUGCGGUUCAUUGACGUGGUCUCCGGGCUGAGAGGCCGGCUAUGGCGAGCCCGCCACCAGCAGGACAAGGUCCUGGACGAGAUCAUCUCGCAGUCCGAGAUGCGGCAAGGUCAUUACCUUCUCAGCGUUUUGCUUAGGAUCAGGGACGAGGGGGAGCUUGACUUCCCGAUGGAACUGGAUAACAUCAAGGCAAUCAUAAUGGAUAUGUUCGCGGCCGGGACAGACACGACAUCAUCAGCUGCUGAGUGGGUCAUGUCGGAGUUGAUGAGGAACCCGGAAGUGAUGGCCAAGGCGCAGGCGGAGGUGCGACGAACAUUUGGCGAUAAAAGCCCACAAGACCAUGAGGGACACAUGCUGGAGCUACCCUACACAAAUAUGGUAAUCAAGGAGACCAUGAGGCUAAAUCCAGUGUUGCCGCUGCUGGUUCCCCGUGUCUGCCGAGAGACCUGCAACGUUGGUGGGUUUGAGGUCACGGAGGGUACCAGGGUUAUGGUCAAUACCUGGGCACUGGGUAGAAACCCUGAGUAUUGGCUUGAACCUGAGAAAUUCAGGCCGGAGAGGUUCGAGGAUGUCAGGACAAGCCAAAAAGGCUCACAGUUCGACUACUUGCCAUUCGGUAGCGGAAGGAGAACCUGCCCAGGCGAUAUAUUUGCGCUGGCUGUGUUGGAGCUCAUGGUGGCACGACUUCUUUACUACUUUGAUUGGAGCCUCCCUGCCGGAGUGAAGCCGAGUGAGCUGGACAUGGAAAUGACAGUUGCCUUAUCGGCAAGGAGGAAGAACCAACUGCACCUAGUGGCGACACCGUAUAAAGCAUAUGCAGUUGUUAGUUGAACUUUACUUAUGCACGUUAUGGGGAAUAAUACUGGUUGAAUUGUACACUUGAGCCUUCUAUAUGGGGGAUUAAUAGUCCAAUUGCGCUAGGCGAGUCAUGGAGUGAUCUCAUGGUAAUGGGAUGGUCUGGCUAUAUCAGAUUGUGUAUUGUUCGAAUAUGAAAUAAAACAAAUAUCUUGUUUAGG